GCACUGUAACUUUCUUUUUUAGUUCACUGGUAAAACCACUGAAGAAAAAAAUACUGGAGCGCCCAGACGAUGUUGAGCAUGAAAGCGCAGGUGGAUGUGGUCUGCUGUAAAUCAGUAGGAACUGAUCUGUCCAUGCUGGAUAUUGAGGAUUUCAUCACAGAAAUCUGUCAGCUGAAGAAAGAGGUGGCUUCACUGGAGGCAAAGCUGAGAGAAAGAGGAGACAAACUGAACAGAGAGGAUGUGGAGCAGGUUUCAGUGCGUGUGACUGAUGGGACAGAAGCUCAGGAUUCAGUCUGGAGCGUCAGAGAUCAGAGAUCCAGAGACACACAGGACUCAGAGCUCAGCCUCACUUUACUCUGUUAUACUGACGCUCAGGAUCAUGAAUCCACUGAUCAAACCUCUGACUGUAACGCUGGAGAACAGCAGAUGCUGCAGACGCCGCUGAAGACGUGCUCCGUCAAACUGGUGGACUGCAGGAACCUGAUAGAGAGCAGAGGAGAAGAAACCACCGCAGAGAAAGAACAACAACACAGUGAUGAGGAAGAAGAUCAGAACAAGGAAGAGGAGGAUGAUUAUUGGAUUGAUGAUGAUAAAGAUGAUGAGAAUGAUGGUAAUGAUGGGACAGAAGCUCAGGAUUCAGUCUGGAGCGUCAGAGAUCAGAGAUCCAGAGACACACAGGACUCAGAGCUCAGCCUCACUUUACUCUGUUAUACUGACGCUCAGGAUCAUGAAUCCACUGAUCAAACCUCUGACUGUAACGCUGGAGAACAGCAGAUGCUGCAGACGCCGCUGAAGAUGUGCUCCGUCAAACUGGUGGACUGCAAGAACCUGAUAGAGAGCAGAGGAGACGAAACCACCGCAGAGGAACAACAGAGUAAUGAGCAGAACAAUGAGAAUGGGAAUGAUGAUGAUGGUGACUUUGUUCCUUCAGAUGACAAAGCUGGUUCGUCUUCUGAAACUGCAUCUAUAUCCAAAGAACAAAAGACAAAGGAGAGUUUCUCCUGUGCCAUCUGUGGAAAAACAUUCAGCAAACAGUGUAAUUUAACAAGACAUGUCAGAAAGAAAAAACACACAGAACAGUUCACCUGCAAGAUAUGCAACAUCAGCUUUCCUACCUUCAAAGAGAGAACACUUCAUUCAAAGGAGCACAGCGUGAAGAAGGAGUUUCGCUGCGAACAGUGCGGGAAGGAUCUUUUAACCACUCUUAAUAAUAUGAGAGCUCAUAUAAAGCCACACAAAGAAAAGUCUCUUCAGUGCAACGAAUGUAGCAAGUUUUUCCGAACCAAACAAGAUCUUUCAAAUCAUAAGAGGAUCCACACAGGUGAAAAACCAUACAAGUGCCCUAACUGUGAGAAGAGCUUCAAUCUCAGAUCAGCUCUGAAGAGACAUCUACUCACACACAGCAAUGAGAGCCCACAUCAGUGCCCUCACUGCGAGAAGAGCUUCAACCGGGGAACUCAUUUGAAGAGACAUCUACUCAUGCAUAGCCAUGACAAUCCGUAUCAGUGCAGUGAAUGUGGAAAACCUUUUGUAAACUCAGAUUCUCUAAAGUUACACCAAAAAAUGCAUUCUGAUGACAAACCGUAUCAGUGUUUACACUGUGAGAAACGUUUCUGUCAUCCGAGUCACAUGAAAACCCAUGAGAGGACUCACACCGGAGAGAAACCGUACCUGUGCUCCGACUGCGGGAAGAGCUUUGCUAGUUAAUUUGCUUUCAAAGUUCAUCAGAGAGGUCACACGGGAGAAAGACCGUAUCCCUGUAGUGACUGUGGGAAGAGCUAUUUGAAGGCAGGUGACUUAAAAAUGCACCAGAUGAUUCAUACAGGUGAAAAACCUUUUAAAUGCUCGUAUUGUGACAAGACUUUCACUCGUUUAGACGUCCUGAAUGUCCAUGAGCGACAUCAUACAGGAGAGAAACCUUUCUGCUGCUCCAUCUGCGGUGAGAGAUUUGCUUUGAAAUGGGGGUUUAAGACGCACCAGAAGAAACACGCUGCUCAAAAAUCAUCAUAGUUUCAUCAUGUAAUUAUUUUUAGGUUGUGUAAAAAAACACCAUAUACUAGUGCUACGGGAACAUUGUUUUAUGGUUGUAAAAAAUAAACCCUAAAACAAGAAUGUCUCUCGAACAUUAUUUACUGGGUAGAAAUAAAUUAUUUGGAUUAAAUAUUCACUGCAAUGUGCAGAUCAGUGUCUAAUAUUGGAUUUUUGAACUGAGCUGGAUGAUGAUGACAU
Sinocyclocheilus anshuiensis is the source of this 2229-nucleotide messenger RNA. RefSeq names its product zinc finger protein 391-like. Gene Ontology annotation, molecular function: RNA polymerase II cis-regulatory region sequence-specific DNA binding; DNA-binding transcription factor activity. The transcript is spliced from 4 exons. Bases 70 to 1707 code for a protein of 545 amino acids. The record is from RefSeq and is a predicted model, not a curated record. Lineage: Eukaryota; Metazoa; Chordata; Actinopteri; Cypriniformes; Cyprinidae. Gene Ontology annotation, biological process: regulation of transcription by RNA polymerase II.